AUGUUGAAUAUAAAAGAAUAAAAAUAUUCAUCUAGCAAGAAGUUAUUACCAACAAUUAAUUUUAAUAAUCCUAUCACUUUUUAGGCGUGGUCGAUGUUGAGAGGCAUGGCCUUUGAUUAUGGAAGAACAUAUGAUUUCAGAAUUCAAGGAUUUUAUUCAUUGAUUUUUAUAGGGUGGAUAUUUUUAUUUUUAUUUGGUAUAGGAGUAUUAUUGAAUUUUAUUCAAAUAGAUUACUUUUAAAUUACAUUAUUAUCAGAAAUGCUAAUUAUUCUAACUGGGUUUAUUGGGUAUUAUUUAUGGCAUGGAGCCAGAUUAAAUGAAUAUUAUGAAACAUUUGAUAUUUUACUUGAAGAUGUUAGAAAUAUGUAUGUAGAUAUGCUUAGAAGAAAAGAACAAUAUUUUAUUUUAAAUUUGGAUAUAACUAAUGCCAUUCACAAAAAAUUUGUGUUUUUGUUGAAGAAUGAAACUAACUCAAUUGAAACCAUAACUUAAUAUAUCAAUUUGAUUAUAGAAGAAAUUGAUGAUGCAAUUAGAUAAUUGAAUUAUGAUAAAAGACAUAACCCUUUUAAAAUUUAUGGUAUUCGUAUAACUUUAAACUUUUUGUAAAGUUUAGUAGUUGCUGUGUUUACAUUUGUUGGUUAUGCUGUAUAAUAAAGAAUGCAAAGUACAGACACAGCCUGUAUUUAAAAUUGA
Messenger RNA from Paramecium primaurelia, 693 nucleotides. The record is from the annotation of a GenBank genome assembly. Lineage: Eukaryota; Ciliophora; Oligohymenophorea; Peniculida; Parameciidae.